GGCUCCAGUUGCCUCUGUGUGUGUCUUUGUGUGUCCUCCUCUCUCUUCACUCACUUUUCCCCAGAAUGGCAGCAAACAAAGAGGACUCCGACCUCGACGAUGUUCUUGCCAACGCGGAGGAGCUGGAGAGGGCUCUGUGUGUGCUGGCUGGAAGCGACCCAGAAAACUGCUCCUACUCCCGUGGCUAUGUGAAGAGACAGGCUGUGUUCGCCUGCAACACCUGCACUCCCAGUGCUGCAGAGCCUGCUGGGAUUUGUCUGGCCUGUGCCAAUAAGUGCCACGACGGACACGAUAUCUUUGAACUCUAUACCAAAAGAAAUUUUCGCUGUGAUUGUGGAAAUAGCAAGUUUCGGGAUUUCCAGUGUCAGUUGAUUACUGCCAAAGACGAGGAAAACGUUAAAAAUCACUACAAUCACAACUUCAAUGGCUUCUACUGCACAUGCAACCGGCCGUACCCAGACACAGAUGAUCAGGACAAUGAUGAGAUGAUUCAGUGUGUCAUCUGUGAGGACUGGUUUCAUAGUAGGCACCUGGGCUGCACAACUGUGGAACCUGAGGAGCUGCAAGAGAUGGUAUGCGAAGCCUGCAUGAACAAGGCUCCUUUCUUGUGGACGUAUGCCACUCACUUUGCAGUGCCACCUGUGAUCAGUGUCAGUCGCCCUGAGGAGGAGGUAGAGGUUGAUGUCAAGGAAGGAGGAGAAAAGGAAGAAGCCGCUGAGUCCAGUCAAAGUGGGGAUGAGGAACCGUCCACCAGUGCUGAGCACAGAGAGGAGGAGGGAGUGGCAAAUCGGAGUUCCCCUUGCAAACGGACCCACGAACAAAUGACAGGCAGCCCCGGAAAGGCCACAACCAAAACUGUGGCCUGCAGGCUGAAAGAGCUGCAGGCCAAGGGGCUGGAGAGGCCGAGACAGGGAGCAGUGUUCUGGCCUUACGGUUGGCGCGCCGAGCUUUGCACCUGCACAGACUGCAAGAGGGCCUACGUGGCUGCUAAGGUGCAGUUUCUCAUGGAUCAGUCUGACACCAUCCUGGCCUAUGAGAACAAAGGCUUGGAUGAGCCUUUCGGGCAGCACCCGCUGAUGGCACUGACGAGCUCAAUGGACCGUGUGCAGCAGCUGGAGGUCAUUUACGGUUUCAACGAGCUGGCAACUUCGAUCAGCGCAUUUUUAGACCAGUGUGUCGCUGAAGGAAAGACGGUCACAGUCGAAGCUGUACAUCAAUUCUUUGAGGAGCUGCGGGCUAGAAAGAAACGCAAAACCAAUGCAGGAUACCAGUAACAAGGAGGCCAUGCUGCUACCAUCAUAUGGCAGGUUCAUAUGGUGCUGUGAAUGAAUGAGCGUGUCGUUUGGAAGGUGACCCUUUUUUCUCUGUUGAAUAAAGGGCUUUUUGCUGUAACCAAUGUGAUCCUUAAGCUUGAACAUUUAGUGCAGAGAGUACUGAUUUCCACAUAUUGCUGUAAAAUGCUACUCCUAGAUCUCCUUACUAGGGUGAAGAUUGUGAAAUUUGGCGUUAAUUUUUGUUGUUUUUAUUGAAUAGCAGAUGCCUUAACUUUGAAGCUCAUUAUAAAAGUUUGUUACUUGAAACAUUCAUUGCUGUUGAUGCACACUGAUACAUUUUUAUGAACAAAAGAAAUUUUGUUUCAGCAUUAUGCUUUAAAAAAAAAAAAAAAGUCUGGCUGAGUGUGUGUGUGUGUGUGUGUAAGUGGUUAUGAGGGCAUUUCACACGAACAUGAUGCUGCCGUGUACAUUCUUGUGAACACGUCCGGUCAUUCUGACUGUGGCUACAUACCAGUGUGUUAACACUGAGGUUUAAGGUUAAGAGGUUCUUGUGGUGGCGACCAGUUACGACAAACUCGUUUGUUAAAGUGAUGUGAAGGAAUAUCACUGUUGUGUAUAUGUACGUGAAUUAAUGUUUGUAAUAAAGUUAUUACAUAUUUCUAGUGUGCAAACAA
Messenger RNA from Toxotes jaculatrix (banded archerfish), 1948 nucleotides. RefSeq names its product putative E3 ubiquitin-protein ligase UBR7. The record is from RefSeq and is a predicted model, not a curated record. The transcript has 11 exons. The coding region runs from base 66 to 1274 and encodes 402 amino acids. NCBI's taxonomy places the organism in Eukaryota, Metazoa, Chordata, Actinopteri, Toxotidae. Gene Ontology annotation, molecular function: ubiquitin protein ligase activity; zinc ion binding. Gene Ontology annotation, cellular component: cytoplasm.